UGUGGCUGAAGUGAAACAGCGGCAACGGUUUGGGCAAGCAAAAUGGGGGAGUGGCAGAGGAGCUUUGUGGGAAACCUGACGGUCCCUCCACAUAACCAGAGGCGUCGCCACCCACCACCAGGGGAAUCAAAGGCAUUCCAGUGCGUCCUGAAGCAGGUGGAGGGAAACAUAAUGAAACAGAGAGCAGAUGAUGCGUCAGAUGUCGAAUUCCAGCUGCGCCUUUCCCUGUUUGAUGUCACUUACCACCAUUUUUUUGGAAAGACCUGGAGGAGUGCUACAAGGCCCCUUAAAGCUGCACCAGGACAGCCGCCCAUGGUGGUCUUCAACGAGACUGUCUAUUUCCACACAUCUUUGGAUCAUCCCAGCAUCAUCCUCGUCAUAGAAGUUGUGGCUUCCGUCAGGAGACAGGACGGGACCCACCAGGAUCUGUCGUGUGGCUUUGGAAUCCUGCGUUUAUUUAACAGCAAGUCUGAGCCGACAAAUCUGGGCUUGAAGGAAAAAGGGCUCAGUCUGUAUCACGGGACUCCCCGAGCCCUGUUGCACCCGCUUUUCCAGGAGCCAGUAGAGAAGAACAUGUACCUGACUGUGAUGGACAGCAGCCGCCUUCAGUGUGCCUUGCAGCCACACCCACUCCUGGAAACCAUCUAUCACCUCCUUCCGGAGAACACCCUUGUGUCCAGCCUGCAGAGAGUCCCCGGAGUGUUGACAGUUCAGGAAGAUGACUUCCUCCAGAAACCACGGCUCAUGAAGACAGUCACUUGGUACUUGGAGAAGCUAUCCAUCCGCCUGUACCCAUCGUUAGAGAAAUUUGAGGAGGAACUGCUGGAUUUACUCAUGAGUGAUCAGAGUAACUUGAUGGUGAAUGGGAACACGCUUGCUGUGCAGGAGCGGCGGCUGCACAUUGGGGUGCACAACGGCUUUUGCUUCGUGCAGCCCCCACAGGUUGUGGUAGUGGUACCAGAGACUGAGGUGGCCCGGGGAUGUUUUGGAAGCUUGCACAGGAAACCAGGUGCCAGUACCAAAACCAGUUCGGAGGGGCAAGAUCUCGUCCUGCGAAGUCGCAUCCAUUUGACAGAGAUGGUCCAUCACCCGGCAUUUGGAGUCGUCUUCCAGCUGGAGUACGUCUUCUCUGCAGCGAGCAGAGCGGAUGGGAAGGCAUCCUCUGCGACUUCUCUGACCACACCGUCUUACAUGCAUUCCAUUCGCUGGGCAGUUUGGAACCCCUCGCCGGAUGUGAGCUCCUCCAAAGUGAUCUUACCUCUGCAAGGAGGAGCCCAGCAUAAUCCAAGCCACGUUUUGGUCUACAAGACGCCACCAGCUUCCAUGAGCUCUGAAGAGGUGAAGCAAGUUGAGUCUGGAACUAUUCAGUUCCACUUUUCCACGGGCGCCAACGAAGAACUCAGGACUGCUACAAAACCCUCAAGCAACGUGAAGGCAGAGCCACCUCUCUCCAAGAAUCCCCCAUCGUCAUCCCCCAGGGCUCCACUUUCUCCUCAGACGUUAGCAUCCACUCAAGAUUAUUCCCAAGGUCCUGGGCUGUCAAUCUCCCAGCUCUCAGUGUCUCCAGAGAACCGUGUUUCCAAACCUCCGCUGCCGCCCUCUAACAGAGCUGUGCUCUCCCAUUUCUCUGAGGCUCAGGAACGAGCACACGAGCGCAGCCCACUGGGAGGCAUCAGCCAUUUGGAGUAUGACCUUAGCUACAGCUCACCGGUUCAAGAAGCCUCAUCCAACGACCAGCUCCAGGAGUUGCCAUUCACACCGAUUCACAUGCCCAUUAUGGCUCUUGGGGCACACUCAAGAAGCUCUAGCAUGACCCUUACACGGGCUUCUCUUGCCCGCCUGCGUGCCUCUGGAUUUCCCGAGAUCCUGGACUGCAACAAGGAGCCUGCCCAAGUUGUGGAUCCUGUGGACCCCGUGGACUUCAACCCACAGCGGGAAGAAGCUGACUUCUUGCAAAGCAAUGAAAUCGUCCUUCAGUUCCUCGCAUUUACAAGGACCACUCAAGACAGGACAACCUCAGUGACGUGGUCAAAAACCAUCUAUUUCACCUUCCAGUUUUACCGGUUCCCUCCAGUUACAACGCCACGACUGCAGCUGCUCAAGGCAGAUGCCUCUGGGACUGUUCCGUCAGGUGCCUCAUCUCAUAUCUUGGUGCAAAUUAACCAAGAUGGGACCCCGAACCUUGGUUCCCCGGGGUUGCAGGUGAAGUACAUGGUGGAUCCUAGUUCUCUCAAGCCAGGGGAGCAACGGUGGUUCAUUCGUUACCUCGCAGAGCAUUCCCUGCAGAUUGAUGCCUGGGACGGGGAUUCCUUGCUUCUUGUUGGAUCGGCUGCCGUGAAGCUGAAGCACUUGCUCCGCCAGGGCCGGACGGCAGUUCAAGUACACCAUGACCUGGAAGUCGUCAUUAUGGAAUACAAGCAAGAUGCUCCCGUGAUGAGCAGGGAGCUUCUCAGGCCUGGAGGUGUGAAACCUAUUGGAGUCCAUGCUGUCGUGAGAGGCCAGCUCCAUCUGAGCCUGGCUAAUGUCGGGCACCUCUGCGAGCAGAGGCUGAGGAAAUCAAGCGUCUUGCCUCCUUCCCGUUCCCGGAUCGUGUCUUCACAUGAUGGAACCAGUGGCUUCCACGGGGGCAGCUUGCUCUCUAUCAACAGUCACAGCACCGGAAAUGUGUGCCAGGCACAGAAGCUGGCCGACGUGGACAGCGAACUGGCGGCCAUGCUGUUCUCCCGCUUGCGCGAAGUCAGCACGGCCUUCCAGCACGCCCACCGUGAGGCCAGCGUCACCCGGAGGAGGAAGCUCGAGCGGAUGCUGUCCGUGCGGAGGCGGGAAUCUCAAGAAGGAGACUGCAGGAAGAAAGCCAGCUUCACUAUGGGACGGCAUGAGGACCGCAUUCAGCAUUCGCGGGACCUCCAGAUCAUCGAGGCCUACCGGGAGCGCAUCAAGGCAGAGAGCAUUGGCAGCAUGCUGAGCCAAGCUAUCACCACCCAUCACACCCUCUACGCCAUGUUUGGCACCACAGAGUUUUUCGAGUUUGCCCUGAAGAACCCAUACAGUGUCCAGCACACAGUCACGAUCGAGGCUGACAACCCAGAACUCAGUGUCAUAGUGGAUUCCAGAGAAUGGAAGCAUUUUAAGGAACUAACCAAAACUGUCACCCCGCUGGAGGAGGAGAUGUUUCAUCUCCACGAGAACCUCACGCCUCAGGUCUACCUGCGUCCCAAGGAGACGGUGUACAUCCCCUUUAAAUACCAAGCCUUUACCGUGGAGCACGGAGCCAUGAAGCAGCAAGGUCCCACUGAGCUGACAUUCAGCGAAGGCAAGAAGGAAGCCGCAGCCCCCUGGAAGUCCGGUGGCAUGCAGACAAAACACAUCAAGGUCUCCUUCACAGCAUGUGGCAGCAGCAAGCCCAUUGCCAUCCUCAGUGUGAACGUGGAAUUCCAGCCCCACGUGGUGGACCAGACCUUCCGCUUCUACCACCCAGAGCUCACGUUCCUGAAAAAGUCCAUCCGCUUGCCUCCCUGGCACACAUUUCCAGGAUCUCAGAACCCAGCUACAUGUUAUGCUUUCCCCAAGGGCAUCUGCGAGGUCCAGUUGACAAAUGAGGCCUUGGAGAUCCACCUUUGGGGGCCCAGUUGCGUGGGGGCCCAGUUUAGAGCCAUGGUGGACCCAGAAGGCAUCUUCAUCCUCCCUGCAAAUGGGGUGCAGGACCUGCACAUUGGCCUCAGGCCCCAGAGGCCCGGCAGCCAGUUUAUCUACCUCAACCUGGUGGACGUGGAGUACCAUCAACUCGUCUCGUCCUGGCUGGUGUGCGUCUCUUGCCGGCAGCCUCUCAUCUCCAAGGCUUUUGAAAUCGUGCUCCCCCCCGGUGGAGGCAAAAGUUCGAACAAGAGGAUCACGUAUACCAACCCGUACCCAACCCGGAGAAUGUAUUUUCUGCACACCAACCGGCCAGACCUGUUGCAGUUCAAAGAAGAUUCCUUUGAGAUUGGCAGAGGGGAGACCUACACCAUCGGCCUACGCUUUGCCCCCAGCCAGAGCGCUGGUGAGGAGGAAAUUCUGAUUUAUAUCAAUGACCAGGAGGACAUGAACGAAGAGACCUUCUGCGUGAAGGUCACUUAUCAGUAACAGUGUGGGUGUGUCUGCAGCCUUGGCUUGGUUGCUCUUCUGCUCUCCGGUGAUCCAUCAAACGUCCCUAGAGGCUCAGCACAGUUCCUUUUACUGUUCCCGGCUGCCAAUAGGCCGUGUGCCCCUGAAGCGUCCCCUGUUCAGAAGUCGGCAGAGAGCAAACGAGAGAGGCCACCUCCUCCUCCUCCUCCCCCUCCCCCUAGGCACCGGAGGGGCACGUGGCCCACUCCUUGCUAGUCCUUUGCUCGAGUCCAAUCAAGCCCCUGCCAAGCCCCUCUGAUUGAUUGCCCAGACGGAUUCCUCGAACGUCAGCACGACCUCCAACGGUGCAGCGGAGUCCUAUCUGUUCUCUCCCUAGCUCUGGAUCGAAAAUUCAUUUCUCUCGCUAUGAAAUGUCACUCGUUCAGGGAAGGGUGCUGUGGGCUUUCAGACCUUUAACACAAUUCAAGCUGCUUUGCAGAUUUGGAGGGUUUUUGUAGCAUUGUUUUGGGGUUUUCCCCUCCGCUUCCUCGCAGGUUUGUUCUUUUUUAAAAGGAAAAUAAAAGAAGAGCUGC
Messenger RNA from Gekko japonicus, 4676 nucleotides. RefSeq names its product nephronophthisis 4 (gene NPHP4). The record is from RefSeq and is a predicted model, not a curated record. Gene Ontology annotation, biological process: protein localization to ciliary transition zone; negative regulation of canonical Wnt signaling pathway. Lineage: Eukaryota; Metazoa; Chordata; Lepidosauria; Squamata; Gekkonidae. Gene Ontology annotation, cellular component: ciliary transition zone; non-motile cilium; cytoskeleton. The transcript is spliced from 27 exons. The coding region runs from base 43 to 4122 and encodes 1359 amino acids.